Molecule: messenger RNA, 1228 nt
Organism: Seriola dumerili (greater amberjack)
Lineage: Eukaryota; Metazoa; Chordata; Actinopteri; Carangiformes; Carangidae
Gene: lbh
Product: limb bud and heart development
Exons: 3
Coding region: 216-578 (120 amino acids)
Biological process (GO): positive regulation of DNA-templated transcription
Cellular component (GO): nucleus
Source: RefSeq, a predicted model, not a curated record
ACGCACCAAUUUAAAGAGCUGCGUUUUACCUCCCUGGUCGUUAGGCUUGCCAUUGUUACUUUCGUUUUGCGCGAGCGUCCUGUGCAGCCUUGGAGGGUUAAGGAAGAAAGAAAGAAAGAAAGAAAGAAAAAAAGAAACAGACAGCAAAAGUAGAGAGAAGUCAGAGGCUGUAAUUAGAUUCCCUAAUCAGCAGAAUUGGCAGCAGGUGUGAAUUCAUGUCUGUAUUUUCCCCGCAGAUAUACUGCCCAGUGUUUGUGCCCAGCCGAGAUAUGACUGAGGUGAUGAUCAACAGCACCCCCAUGGAGGACAUGAGGCUCAGCCCCAGCAAGGACAGACUCUCCUUCCAGAUAUUUCCCGACCCAUCAGAUUUUGACCGCUGCUGUAAACUCAAAGAUCGCCUGCCAUCCAUCGUUGUUGAGCCGACAGAGGGAGAAGUCGAGAGCGGAGAGCUUCGCUGGCCUCCAGAGGAGUUCCUGGUCAGUGAGGAGGAGGAGGACGAUGACGAAGAGGAGGAGGAGGAGGAGCACAACAAUGGCAGCAUCCAAAACGGACAGCCCACACAGAAUUCUCAGCACUAGAGGCCGUGUUGCAGCACCCAUACUCUCUUGUUCUGUUUCUUUCUAAUCGACUCUCCCUUUCACACACUGGUUUACACUUCACCUCAGCACUCAGCAGACUCGACUGGCGGACACGCAUUCAGUGUCCCGCGAUGCCAUCUCGUUGCCCUCGACACCAAAGCAUCACUCCCACAAGAGAAGCAAUACAUACAUGCACACAUACUUUCUCACACAAUAAUUUAUCCUUCUGGACUUCACAUCCACCCAAACAGACUUGAAAAGACCUGACACGCACAAGUCUAACCUACACCCACUUCCUACAAUGCCUACCACCGUGCGUGUCUCGGCCCAGAACGGAUGUCCCGUUGGACAGCGGCAGCUCAGUGCCCCAUGGACAGGUCUUGCACUGCAGGGGGUGACUACUGCUUUGUACUUUACUCCAAAAUGGCUGGCGUCAUGACCCCAGAGGCUUUAUACUCCGUACAGAACUACUGUGGUACCCGUGGGGAUUAUUGUCCACAGCACACUGUCUACACUUGUGUUUCAGUUUCUGGAUUGAUAUGUUAAUUAUUGUGAUUGCCACUGCUGUCCAUAGAUGUGUCUGUUUGUGACACGUGAAUGUUUUGUGAUUUGUCCGUUUUUUGAGAAGUGGGUAUUUUGUGCAAAAAGUU